Messenger RNA from Microplitis mediator, 3927 nucleotides. RefSeq lists its product as uncharacterized. The record is from RefSeq and is a predicted model, not a curated record. Bases 84 to 3500 code for a protein of 1138 amino acids. Gene Ontology annotation, biological process: DNA integration; DNA recombination. Gene Ontology annotation, molecular function: DNA binding. The transcript is spliced from 6 exons. NCBI's taxonomy places the organism in Eukaryota, Metazoa, Arthropoda, Insecta, Hymenoptera, Braconidae.
AGUACGACAACUGCGUUGUUGAUAAAUAAAAAUUAAUUAUUACUUCUGGCAAGGUUUAAUUAUACUUAUAUUGAUUAUUAAUAAUGUAUUCCUUAAUACGUGAUGAAAAUAAUAUAUUUCAUGUUACUUUAAAAAAGAAAUGUAAAAAAAGAAAGCAUUCAUACAGUUUCGAAGAUUCAGAUGGAAAUUUUAUAUCAGGACGCUUAGAAUGUUCUAACGAUGAUAUAGAAUCUUUACGUUCGAUACAAAAAAAUCUUACAUCAAAAGUUCCUAAAGUUGAAGUCACUCAAACAUUACCUAGCCCAUCACACAAAAAAAAACUUAAAAAUAUAAUUAUAUUAGAAAACACAAAAUUACAAAAUACGAAAAAAAUUCAUAUAAUUGAAAACAGUCUCAAACAUUCCAUUAAAAACAGCGAUGGGAAAAAUUUAUUUCACGAUUCGCCAAGAUUAAUAACAAGUACACCAAAUACUUCAGGCACAUUGACAUCUAGCUUGAAAUUAAACACAACCCAUACAUCAAGCACAGCAAUAAAUUUAUCUCUUAUGGAAUCUGAAUCAAUAUCUCAAAUUAAUGGAAUUGAUAGUGUAUUGGCAAAAAAUGAUUCUCAGAUCAUAUUAGUUAAUGAAUCAGAACAGUUAUCAACUUCUCUCGAUCCUUAUUUAAAUGAUGGCGGAAAUUUAUCAUUUGAACAAUCUCUUACAAAUUUAAAUAACGAUAACUUUAUUGGUAUAGUUGAGAAGUACAAUCUAACAGAUCAAAAUAAUUUUGAUAGGAUAUUUCUAAAUUCUCAAGUUCUUGAUUUAUCCGAAACCGAGUUAGAACUAUUAAAAACUAUUGAUAGUGAAAUUUCAAUAGAUGUUUGUUUAGAAAAUGUGGAAAAAAUUGAGGAAGUAUCAACUGAAAUGGAUUUUAGUAAAAAACAGGUUAUGAAGACAAAUGAUGAACAGUUGAUUUUAAAUAAAGAAGCUUCAGAAAAUCUAAUGCCUACUGAAGUUGAUAAGGAAGUGAACGAUUCGGAUCCUAGUUAUGCACCUGAUAAUGAUUCCAAUGUUUCUAUUGAUGAGAAUCUCUACGAAAAUAAUGAACCCGGAGAAACUACUAGCAAAAAAAAUGAUGUUACAAUAGUAAUUCGAGAAAAUAUCAUAUCUCAAGGAUUUGAUGUAUCUUUGCCUAUUCGACACGUUCCCUCAUCAUCGAAAGUAUCUGAAUUAGAACAUAAUCCAAGUGACGGUGGUCUUAAUGAAGAGAGAUCUGUCGGUCAGAUAUUUAAUGACAAAAAUGGCACUAAUGACACAGAAAAAAAUGCAGGACGUAAUUCUGAAGACGUCGAUAAAUCCUCUAAAAUCUCUGAAAUACCAGAGCAAUUGGAAAAUACUGAUAAGAAAAUUUUAGUUAAGCCGUCCAACUCAGGGAGUAAAGUUCAUGCGUGUUUAUACUGCAUGAAACUACAAACACGAUUACCCAGGCACUUAGAAUUGAUUCACCCACUGGAAAAAGAUGUUAGAGCUUUCCUUGCGUACCCUCGAAAAAGUUCAAUUAGACAUGAAUUAAUUGCGACGAUUCGGAACAAUGGUGAUUAUAUAUAUAAUAGUAAUUUAGAAGGUGAAUCACUUCGUAAUCGGAUUGUGUCUAGGCGGCCUAAUGUGUCAAAUCCCAAAGAUCCAAGUGAGUUUAUGUUUUGCCCUAGCUGUCAGGUGUCAGUUCGUGAAAAAACUCUUUCAGCUCACUUCAAAUACUGUACCGGACAAAAUGGAAAAAAACGCAGAGUCAUUAAAAAACUGGCAAAAAUAUAUGAUAAUGAUUUACAUCCUGAAGCAUGUAAAAAGUUACGCAAUCUUAUUGUUUGCAUGCAUGUCGACGAUGUUUCAAAAACUUUAAAAUUCGACACUCUAUUGAUACGAUUUGGAAAUACGCUUUGUGAAAAGUACAAACAAGAUCAGCAAAAUGAACUGAUUCGGAAUCGACUUAGACUCCUUUCAAAGCUACUUGUAACGACACAAAAAAUUGAAAAACAUACAUUCGAAAAAAAUAAUCUUGGUAAAUCUUUUAUUUUCACUCCAAAAAUAAAAAACAUGACUUGUUUAUUUCACCCACAACAUAUAAAUACUUGCAUAAAAGCAGUUCAUCUCAUGGCUGGAGGAAAUGAUAAAAAUUACGAUAUGAAAUCUCCGUCGGUUGCAUCUUUAAUCGGGACUUUGUUAAAACAGCUUGGAAAUUUUUUGAAAUGUGAAAAUAUCAUGAGUAAUUUGAAGAACAAAAAUGAAGAGAUUGAUGACUUUCUGUUGGUUGUGGAAAGAAAGUGGGCAGACGUUAUAAAUAAAAACGUUCAAGAAGCGCAAAUUAAAAAGAAGAGACAAAAAAAAAUAAUUCUACCCACGACAGACGAUAUUAACAAACUAAUGGAUCAUUUACUAAAUCAACAAAUGUUAGCUUAUAAUUCUCUUAAAGAACAGUUUUCAACUGAAAAUUAUCUUUUGUUGGCUGAAACAACACUCAUGAUUGUUCAAAUGUUUAACCGGAGAAGGGCAGGUGAGAUGGAACGGGUUCUAUGGGAAGAUUUUAAACUGUAUAAUAGUCUCAAGCAAGAUCGAUUCAAAGAAAUUAUGGAAAGUAUCUCUGCCCAGGCCAGAGAGUUCUGUAAUAAAUACGUAAGAUUUUCAAUCCGAGGCAAGCGUGGAAGAGAUGUUACAGUUCUAUUAGAUGAGACUAUGUUUAGUGCAAUUGAAAUGUUAGAAAAAAACAGAUUGAAAGCUGGAAUCCGUCAAAAUAACCCGUAUAUCUUUGGGAUACCUGGAAAUUCCGACGAUAAAUAUUGUUAUUUACGAGCUUGUGUACUGAUGCGUAAGUAUUCAAAGCAAUGUGGAGCUCAAAAUCCUGGGUCUUUACGUGGAACAACAUUACGAAAACACAUUGCUACCUAUUUAGUAAACCAUAAUGCAGCUAAUAUUGAUCGUACUAAAUUGGCUAACCAUCUAGGCCAUAACAUGGGCAUACAUGAAAAUUACUACCACCUUGUCAAUGUUGCUGAAGAAAUUUGUCAACUACCGAGAGUGUUAGAAAGUGCUUGUGGCGCAAAACAUUCUAAAGACAAAAAUCACGAUUCAUCUGAUGAUUCUGAUUCGAACUCUGAAGAUGAACAAUCAGAAGCUGAUAAUUAUGAGCUGUUUCAAAAAAAUAGUCUCAUGGCAAAUUCAUCUAUUAAUGCCGGCGAAGUAUCAUGUUCUAAUUCUCCAAAAACUUUAAGUGGAGUUUCAUUAGACAAAGAUUUGGAUGAAUCAAUAAAAACUUCGUGCAGAAGGCAAAAAUGGAAUGAGCGCCACAUCGAUGCGAUGCUGAAUCAUUUUAAAGACGAAAUAAAAGAUGGACGCUAUCCAAACAAUAAAAAAAUGAUGAAAGUAUGCUCUAUUGAGCCACUAUUAAAAAACCGCUCAAUUCCAGCCAUGAGAACAUGGUUUUCAAAUUACUAUAAGAAAAUAAAGCCAAAAAAAGCAGAGUGAUUUUGAUAUUUGAUAUUAUUCGCAAGUUAUUUUGAAAAUUAUUUAGUGAAUAGAAAUAGAGGAGUGUUGUGAUAAUGAGUCAAUCGCUCUUAGGUUAGUUAUAUUGUAGAAGCAAAUGUUUCUUAACUUUUGAUAAUGCUAGUUCGUUUGUUUACGAUAGGAUGAGUAGUCAAAUCCGAACAGUGCAAUGAUACUUAAAUAUUUAAAAACGAAAAAAAAAACUUUGUAGUCUUAAAAUAAGUGAUUAUUUUAAGUACCAGCUCCGAAAUAUUUGAUAGUCAAUUAUAUUUAAGUUCAGCGCUGAAUUAUUGAUAAGUCAUUAUGAUUAUCUUCUUCUCUUUAUAUUAUGUUUUUUAAAAACAAAAUUUCUAUUUAAUUGUUACUAGCAUUAAGGUGUUUACUGAUUAUGAUUCGCUUAAAUUAUAGA